AUGGCCGGGCGAAUAGUCCGCCUCGACCAGUGCGUCGUGGACAAGAUCGCGGCGGGGGAAGUGGUCCAUCGACCCGCCAGCGCACUCAAAGAGCUUCUAGAGAAUAGCCUCGAUGCUGGUGCCAAGCAAAUCAGUGUUGUGGCGGGACAGGGAGGGAUGAAGUUACUCCAGAUUACAGACGACGGAUGCGGUAUCCGUCGAGAAGACUUGGACAUCGUGUGCGAACGGUUCACCACAAGCAAGCUGCGCAAGUACGAGGACCUGCAAGAGAUUUCUUCUUACGGAUUCCGCGGAGAAGCCCUAUCCAGUGUAUCCCACGUCGCCCAUGUCACGAUUACAUCGAAGACAAAGGAUCAACCUUGUGCUUACCGCGCUCAUUAUCGUGACGGCGUACUCGUAUCAACGACUCCAGGUGGGUCUAAAGACCCUGUUCCGUGUGCAGGCAAGACAGGCACGCAGAUUCUGGUGGAAGACAUGUUUUACAACCUGAGUACGCGAAAACAAGCGCUUAAGAACGUGUCGGAACAGUACCAUCGCGUGCUAGAUGUGAUGCAACGGUACGCGAUUCAGUACGGAGGAAAGGGCACAUCGUUUGUGUGCAAGAAGCAUCGAGAAAACACAUGUGACCUCAACAUUGGCCACAACUGCACUCAGUUGGACGUGAUCAAGUCUGUAUUUGGAUAUUCCGUUGCAACAGACUUGGUGGCUUUCUCCCUUGUCUCGGAUGAGACAUUCAAGACCUCAGGUUACGUUUCCAAUGCCAAUUUCAAUACCAAGAAAAACGUAUUCAUCGUUUUUAUCAACAACAGGCUGGUCGACUGCCCAGCUCUGCGACGAGCGUGCGAGUACACUUACGCGCAGUACCUCCCCAAACACACGUAUCCGUUCGUGUUUCUUUCGAUUGAGAUUCCGCCACACCAUGUCGACGUGAAUGUGCAUCCAACCAAGCGCGAGGUGCAUUUCCUGCAUGAGGAAGCUGUGGUGGAAGCGAUCUCAAGUCACUUAAACGCGCUUCUGCAAGGCGGGAACCAAUCGCGCACGUUCACAGUCCAGCCAGUCACAGCUAUCAUGGCGUCGCACUUGAGCGCGCGCGAGAAAUCGGCAGCGAUUUCAUCCACGUCAUCAUCGGAAGACGACGAAGACAGAAGGGACAUCGAUGAGGACACUCCCAAGAAGAAGCACAAAGCAUUUGACGCGUCGACACCGAAAUUAGUGCAAAUCAGCUUAUCCAAGGCCAAGACCAAAUCCUACGCCCCGAGCAAGGCACCUCAACGCCUCGUUCGGACAGACCACACCACGACUACGAUAGACAAGUACCUGAUGUCCCAAGAAUCUAUGUUGAAUGUCGAAGACGAUCAAGACAACGCCUCUGUCGGCGAAGAGAUCGGUCGCAUGGAAGGCGUUGACGUGGAUUCGAACGAUGAAGAACUGGACCCGAAGAAUCUUACAAGCGUUGUGACGUUGCUGCAUCGCGUGACGUCCAAAACGGACCGGGCACUCACAAAGAUCUUCCGCGAGCACACAUUUGUCGGUAUUGUCGACGACACGUCAUCCGUGAUUCAGCACCAAACUAAGCUAUACCUGGUCAACCACGCGGCGACAAUUGAGUUGCUCAUGUACCAGACCAUACUCCAUCAGUUUGGAUCGCUUGCGACGAUUCCCCUUCACAACUCCCUUCCCAUCACAGAACUGGCAUUGUGUGCACUCAACAAUCCGUCCAAUGGGUUUUUGGACGACGAUGGACCGCACGAUGUCCACGCGAAUGAGAUCGCGAAAUUGUUGACUGAGAAAGGCCCGAUGCUGGCAGAAUACUUUGGACUUCACAUCGAUAUUGAGGGUCAAUUGAAACGCAUCCCACAGAUUCUCCUCAAUCAUGAGCCGCCGCUCCACGCCCUUCCCGAAUUCAUCUUGCGCCUGUAUGAGAUCAAUUGGGAGGAUGAAGAAGAGUGCUUCCACGGCGUGACCACAACACUUGCCAAGUGGUACAGCGACACUGUGUUCCCCGAGGAUGUCACGAAAGCGCGACACGUUGUCGAACACGUGCUGCUUCCAGCUUGCAAGGCUAACUCGUUUGUGGCACCUCAUCGCUUGAACGACGCUGUCACUCCGAUCGCGUGCUUGAAUAACUUGUACAAGAUUUUCGAGCGGUGCUAACUCUGGUGUGUGGAAUCAAGCUGUUUGCCGAUCGGUGGUAGAGCAGUUGCUUUUGAACUGGGUUUUAAUCCACCAGAGGUGGCAUGACGUAUGCAAACUCUUCGUGGCUGAAGGAACAGCUCACCGGACACGAGUAGAUCGCGAUCGUUUGCCAGUCCAUGCCACCGUCCAAGACACGUUUCCCCGGCUGCGGUGAGUCCGUUCGGGACAGGCUCGUCAUGUCGACGGGUUUAACGUAAUUUUCGACUUUCAAAAAGUAAUUGGUAGCUGGCAUGAGCUACAACACAAUGUGGUACUGACAGACUGGAGCGAACGGGCGUGCGUACCUGCAACUCA
Molecule: messenger RNA, 2490 nt
Organism: Aphanomyces invadans
Lineage: Eukaryota; Oomycota; Saprolegniomycetes; Saprolegniales; Verrucalvaceae
Exons: 8
Coding region: 1-2154 (717 amino acids)
Biological process (GO): mismatch repair
Cellular component (GO): MutLalpha complex
Molecular function (GO): ATP hydrolysis activity; ATP binding; ATP-dependent DNA damage sensor activity
Source: RefSeq, a predicted model, not a curated record